Molecule: messenger RNA, 450 nt
Organism: Ostrinia nubilalis (European corn borer)
Lineage: Eukaryota; Metazoa; Arthropoda; Insecta; Lepidoptera; Crambidae
Exons: 3
Coding region: 1-450 (149 amino acids)
Source: RefSeq, a predicted model, not a curated record
AUGGCGGCGGACGCGAACAGCACAGCGACUGUAGUGGUAGCCGGCGUGGGCGGCGCGGCGCCGGCUCGCUUCAGCGUGGCCACGCCCCCCGCCACGCCGCCGCCCACGCCCACCGCGCCCGCGCCCGCGCCGCUGCACUACGCCGCGCUCGACCUCCAACCGCGACGUGCGCCGCAGCCGCGACCGCCGCGCACAUACACGCAGAUCGACUUCGUGCGCAGCGAGAAGCUAAACGAUAGUACGUCACAUUCGCGCGAACGCCUGGUGGUUAAUGUGAACACGAGCUCGCAACGUUUCCCGCCCACGCCCACCGCGCCCGCGCCCGCGCCGCUGCACUACGCCGCGCUCGACCUGCAGCCGCGCCGCGCGCCGCAGCCGCGGCCGCCGCGCACCUACACACAGAUCGACUUCGUGCGCAGCGAGAAGCUGCACGCCGCCGACGCCACAUAG